Rattus norvegicus (Norway rat) is the source of this 5080-nucleotide messenger RNA. It is a transcript of the gene Mtdh, whose product is annotated as metadherin. Gene Ontology annotation, cellular component: bicellular tight junction; nuclear membrane; endoplasmic reticulum membrane. The record is from RefSeq and is a predicted model, not a curated record. Gene Ontology annotation, biological process: positive regulation of canonical NF-kappaB signal transduction; positive regulation of angiogenesis; positive regulation of DNA-templated transcription. NCBI's taxonomy places the organism in Eukaryota, Metazoa, Chordata, Mammalia, Rodentia, Muridae.
AUGCCACGCCCACAACCUCCACGUGACCCGGUCGGCCUCCGCGCGCAGCGUGGAUCGCGGCCAGAGCCGCCAUUGUUCCGCCGGGGGAGGACAGCGAGGCCUGGCGCUGGCGCCCCGACGCCACUUAGCGGCCGCCUCUGGAGACACUCUGUCCCCGCCGCCCCGUGUCCUCCUGGCGGCGGCGGCGUGAGGCCGACUGGAGGGAGUGGGAACCCUCGGCCCUCCCCGUGGCGGCGGCGGCCACCUAUUCCCCACUCUGGAGUGAGGGGCGGCCGCGAUGCGCUUGGCCUGAGGUGUCGCGGCCCUCGUCGCUUCCCACGACUGUUCCAGCGGCGUCUGUGCUCCCCGGCGUCAUCCCGAGAGUCUCUGACGGGAGGGAAGAUGGCUGCACGAAGCUGGCAGGACGAACUGGCUCAGCAGGCCGAGGAGGGCUCUGCCCGGCUGCGGGAGUUGCUCUCUGUCGGCCUAGGUUUUCUGCGCACGGAGUUGGGCCUCGACCUGGGGUUGGAGCCGAAGCGGUACCCGAGCUGGGUGAUCCUGGUGGGCACCGGCGCUCUCGGGUUGCUGCUUCUCUUCCUCCUAGGUUACGGCUGGGCCGCUGCUUGCGCCGGCGCCCGCAAAAAGCGAAGGAGCCCGCCCCGCAAGCGGGAGGAGGUGACCCCGCCGACUCCGGCCCCCGAGGACCCAGCCCAACUGAAGAAUCUCAGAAGCGAGGAGCAAAAGAAAAAGAACCGGAAGAAGCUGCCUGAAAAGCCCAAACCAAAUGGACGGACUGUUGAAAUACCUGAAGAUGAAGUUGUUAGAACUCCCCGAAGUAUAACUGCCAAGCAGCCACCAGAGACAGACAAGAAAAAUGAAAAGUCAAAGAAAAAUAAGAAGAAGUCAAAGUCAGAUGCUAAAGCAGUGCAAAACAGUUCACGCCAUGAUGGAAAGGAAGUUGAUGAAGGAGCCUGGGAAACUAAAAUUAGUCACAGAGAGAAACGACAACAGCGUAAACGUGAUAAAGUGCUGACUGAUUCUGGUUCAUUGGAUUCAACUAUCCCUGGGAUAGAAAAUACCAUCACAGUUACCACCGAGCAACUUACAACUGCAUCAUUUCCUGUUGGUUCCAAGAAGAAUAAAGGUGAUUCUCAUCUAAAUGUUCAAGUUAGCAACUUUAAGUCUGGAAAAGGAGAUUCUACACUUCAGGUUUCUUCAGGGUUGAAUGAAAAUAUUACUGUCAAUGGAGGAGGCUGGAGUGAAAAGUCUGUAAAACUCUCCUCACAAUUGAGUGCAGGUGAGGAGAAGUGGAACUCUGUCCCACCUGCUUCUGCAGGCAAGAGAAAAACAGAGCAGUCUGCUUGGACUCAAGACCCUGGUGAUACUAAUGCAAAUGGGAAAGACUGGGGAAGGAAUUGGAGUGAUCGCUCAAUAUUUUCUGGCAUUGCUGCUUGGUCUAGUGUGGCUAGGGGAGUGAGUGCCUCUCAACAGAACUCUGCUUCUUUUGCAUCUCUCACACUUAACUCUGCUGUCUCUGGAUCUACUGCUGAGCCAGUUUCUCAGUCUACCACUUCUGAUUAUCAGUGGGAUGGUAGCCGUAAUCAGCCCCAUAUCGAUGAUGAAUGGUCUGGGUUAAAUGGUUUGUCUUCUGCUGAUCCUAGCUCAGACUGGAAUGCACCAGCAGAAGAGUGGGGGAACUGGGUAGAUGAAGAUAGAGCUUCACUUCUGAAGUCCCAGGAGCCGAUUUCUAAUGAUCAAAAGGAUUCAGAUGAUGAUAAGGAAAAAGGAGAAGGAGCUCUUCCAACUGGAAAAUCUAAAAAGAAAAAAAAGAAAAAGAAGAAGCAAGGUGAAGAUAACUCUAUCACCCAGGACACAGAAGACCUAGAAAAGGACACUAGAGAAGAGCUUCCAGUGAAUACCUCGAAAGCCCGUCCAAAACAGGAGAAAGCUUGUUCCCUGAAGACCAUGAGCACUAGUGAUCCAGUUGAAGUACUCAUCAAAAAUAGCCAGCCUAUCAAGACUCUUCCACCUGCUAUCUCUGCCGAGCCAUCUGUUACUUUAUCAAAGGGUGACUCUGACAAGAGCUCUUCCCAAGUGCCACCGAUGUUACAAGACACAGACAAACCCAAGUCAAAUGCUAAGCAAAACAGUGUGCCUCCCUCACAGACCAAGUCUGAAACUAAUUGGGAAUCUCCAAAACAAAUAAAAAAGAAGAAAAAGGCCAGACGGGAAACGUGAAUUUUUUUCCUAAAUUGGACAUGUGUUUACAAACACUGUCUUGAAGAUUAUGCUGUUUAUGCAAUAAUUUGUGAACAUGUACAGAGUUUUAUAUAAAUUUAAACCAAUUUUUAAAACAAAACUGAACACAACCACCAUAAAAUGGAAUCAAAGGAAAGUUAAUUUAUGAAAUUAAGAGGUCAACAAUACAUACUACAGUGCUGGAAGACACUCGGGAGAGACUUUGCAAUUGAACGAGAAUGAUCAUAAUUUAAGAAUAUUAUCCUGGUUUUACAACAGUUCCCUGUUUACAACAGAUUGUGCCCUGUUUCAUCUGCAGCUGAGGAAUAAUGGAUUCUGAUUAGAGAGAAGGCUGCCUAGAAGCCAGUAGGCAAGUCCUUGGAUCUUAUGCACGACCUUAGACCAUUUGAAUCUGUUUUAUGCUUAAAUCAAAGUGCUUUGAUUAAAUGCAUACCUGCCAUAUCUUUACCUAUUUGUUGUAGCAAUUUGUAUUAAAAGAAUCACAAGUGCAAAUAAAAGGUCAUUUAUCAUUUAUUUAACUAAACUGUCUUGGUUUAGUUUACAGUUCUUUAAAAGUUCUAAAUUAAAACAUUGAAAAAUGCAAUUGACAGACACCUGUAUGGCUUACAAAGUUAUUUUUGAUAGUCUUGCAUUACUUGAAUUAUUCAAAGUAACAGUAUAUUUUAAAUUAAGAAAGGUAAAUAUAUUAUUUGUUUGAUACAUUAAGACUGAGACUAACAGUGCUCUUGUUUAUGAUUUGAAAACUUUUCAGGCAAAAUCCAACUUAAUAUUUUUCCUUUCCCUAGCAAUUUUCCAGUGUCAACUCUUAGUUGCUAGUAAUUUUUUACCUUAAAAAUAAAGUAAUUCGCAACUUUUGAGCAUACGACGGAGAAUGGAAAAGUAGUCAGACAGCUUUAAUUGACAUUGUGGAGACCUCCGGUUAUCAGGAAUACAUUUUUUUACUGCCUUAACCUCCUGUAGUGCGUAGAAUAUGCAUCAAUUUCUUGAAGGGGAUUCAUGUUUUUAUAAGAAUUUUCAUGUAACUAUUGCAAUUGUGGUCAAAAAAAGGAACAUUUUCUGCUUGAAACUGUGUUGAUUUAAAUGACGUAUGAUCUGUCACCAUUUUCAGGCACUGUGUGAUUCCUAGGAAAGUGGCAGGCCUCUCUGUAACUGUUAAUAGUGCAUGCUCGGCCAUGUACACUGUAAAUAGCCUUUACCAAACGUGUUUGACAAGGACCAUAAUUAACAUCACUUUAGUGAAUUGUAAUUUUAAAAAAGCCAUGAUUUAUUGAUGUGAGCGGCUUGUUUUCGUGUGGCGCCAGGAAUGAACCUGUUUAAAAGCUAUAACCAAUGGUACUGAUCUAUCCAUUAAAUACUGUCCUUAUAUUUGACUGUAGUUUAAUAGUAUUGUCAACUAGGAAAGCUACAAGAUGUAAAAUGGUUUUCGUUCUGUUGAAGACUGGCCUUAUUAAUGGACAGCUUUCCUCAGAAGUGAUUAACAACUUUUUUUAUUGGGUGUUAACAUCUGUUUCAGGAACAUGGCAGUAUGUUUACAUGUUGUCAGAAGUUUUGUUUGAUUGAAUGGGAUUUCUAAAUUAACUUACUUGUUUAAAUAAAUUCAGAAAUGGAUAGCAUUGUUUUUAUUUGCUUCACUAUUGGGGUAAAUAAUAGCUGAUGUGCCAGGAAUGGAGCCUUCAGAUGGCUGCUGUGAGCUUCAUGUUCCCUCAGGGGAUGCCACGCUAUGUCUCAAGGAGAAGUUGAUAGGGAGUCUGUAAUUACAGAGUGUGCCAAAAGGUCAGUGCUCACAAGUUUAAUUGAACUCUCUCAACUCUACCUCACUGUUCCUUUUCCUUAUAAUUCUCUGGGCUAGAACAAAUAAGAAACUUUAUUUUUCACUUCAAUGUCUCCGGAUGCAAUCACUUAUAGGAGGUGGCACCUACACCAGGUAGCAAGAAUACCGUCUUUUUGCAGAGGAAUAUAUAAUGGGGGGAAGCAGAGUGACACUGGGUGGGUCAGUGUGGAGGUGGCCUCUAUGCCUGCCUUCUCUCUGGCUUGCGAGCCAGGCAGUGUGUGUGUGUGUGUGUGUGUGUGUGUGUGUGUGUGUGUGUGUGUGUGUGUGUGUGUGAAGGAGGCAGGUAUAUGAGUGAAAAUUAAUCAUUCACUGCUCUUUGCCUCUGUAUAGAUCUUUGUGUGGCAGGGCAGGGAUUUCUUGUCACUGAUCAGAGGAACUGGUUUCUGCCAUCAACUCAGAAAACUCUGAGAUUUAGGUAAUGGUGAUUAGAGAGUGGCAACAGAAGACUGGGUAUUCUCUGCUGGCCGGAAUGAGGGCCCCUGAUGCCACCUGUUUCCCCAAAAGGCUCUCUGAAAAGCCUUUCUGUUGUGGGGCGGGGCAUGGGCAUGUCAGAGUUCUCCAACUGCAUUGUCCCUAUCUUAUACCCUAAAUUGAGAAACAGUUGAGAGAGUCCAAAAAGAAAGUUGAAAUAAAAUAUCAUUAAUGUAAUUUACCUUGUUUAAUUUGUGCAUGCAUUUUAUUGGGGAGGGGAGGUUGGAAUAAUUUAUCUAAAACUAAUGGUAUUAUUUCAUAGGCUAAUCCAGUUUGUAUUUGAGUUAAAGAUCCCAGAGGGUAGUAAUUAAUUACAGAGUUUAGUUUUUCUUAAUUAAAAGCAGUCCUCUAUUAAUAUAGUAUGAAAUGUCAAAAUUUAGGAUUUAAGUUUAAGGUCUAAUGGCUAUUUUAAAGUUUUUCUGUAAACUCAUUGCACAAACUGGAAUUGGAAUUGCUUUCAAAAGACUUGGGAAAUGAAAAUGUGUCAUGUAAGAUGCACUGAGUGUUGUAAAUAAAAUACUGUUUUUGUUUUGUUUAAAA